Molecule: messenger RNA, 735 nt
Organism: Knipowitschia caucasica
Lineage: Eukaryota; Metazoa; Chordata; Actinopteri; Gobiiformes; Gobiidae
Source: the annotation of a GenBank genome assembly
AUGCAGAGGAGGAGGAAGAGGAGGAGGAGGAGGAGUGAUUGCGCGUUCAGUGAGGAAGAGGCGCAGACGCAGCAGCAGUCGGAGGAAAACUACAGUCUCCAUCCUCAACCUCAGCUCCGGCGGGACACAGGUGACCACUACGACCAGCCAGGGCUCGACCUGUCAUCUCCAAAAAAGAACCAUGUCGGGAUUUCAUUACGCACUCCACUCUUCCUUCUAUCACUGCGCACAAAGACAACAGAGGAACUGUUCAGCGUGGUCCUUCAGAGCCACUCUGCUCCUGGAGAACGCCUCAAAAGCCUAAAGAGCUCCAACUCUGGCAGCAACCUGAUGCAGAGCGACAGAGUGAGUGUGUGUCUAGGCCGCCAUGUGCAGCUGCAGCGCUUGUGUGUUAAUGAACAGCACGGGUGUCUGGUGUCUGGGCCUGGAGCUCCAGACCACAAGACUGAUGUGCUGCUGCUGCUGGGGGCUUUUGGGUUGGGGGUGGAGGGGGGUAGACUUUGGCCCCUGUUCGGUUGCUACGGGAAAGGGGCCGAUCGACUCAGAAAUGUGCCAGUGAAAAGGCUGAACUGUCAGAGCUGUCAGCGCUGGCAGUGUAAACCCACGCACAUACGGCGCAGACCGUGCGGAGGGUCUCCCCAGCACAGAGUCAAGGUCAAGGGGAAGCAGGGGGAUGGAGGGAGGCCGUCUGGGAGAGCAGGAGCCAGACGGUCCCAGACGAGCAGACAGCGGUGA